CCAGGAGAAGUUCUCUGUGACGUCUGCACUGGAACCAAACAGAAGGCCCUGAAGUCCUGCUUAGACUGUCUGGUCUCCUACUGUGAGACUCACCUGGAGCCUCAUCUGACAGCUUCACGUCUGAAAAGACACCAGCUGAUCGACCCUGUGGAGAACCUGGAGGACAGGAUGUGUACGAAGCACGAUAAACCUCUGGAGCUGUUCUGUAAGACCGAUCAGACCUGUGUCUGCAUGCUCUGCUCUGUUUUAGACCACCAGACACACGAGCUUGUUCCUCUGAAAGAAGAAUAUGAAGAAAAGAAGGCAGAGCUGGAGGAGACAGAGGCUGAAAUUCAGCAGAUGAUCCAGAAAAGACAACUGAAGAUUCAAGAGAUCAAACACUCAGUGGACCUCAGUAAAGACGAUGCAGACAGAGAUAUGGCAGAAGGUGUUCGAGUCUUCACCGCUCUGAAGGAGUCUGUUGAGAGAGGUCAGGCCGAGUUCAUCGACACGAUCGAAAAGAAGCUGAAAACAACAGAGAAACAGGCCGAAGCUUUCAUCAAAGAGCUGGAGCAGGAAAUCUGUGAGCUGAUGAAGAGGAGCACUGAGGUGCAGCAGCUCUCACGCUCUGAAGACCACCUCCAUCUAAUCCAGAGAGUCCAGUCUGUUAACUCUGCUCCACCCACCAAAGACUGGACAGAGGUUAAUGUCUGUCAACCACUUUAUGAGGAGACUGUGAGGAAAGCUGUGGCUCAGCUGGAGGAGACUCUCAGUGAAGAGAUGAAGAAGUUGAUUCAAGUUGAGCUGAAGAGAGUCCAGCAGUAUGCUGUGGAUGUAACUCUUGAUCCUGAUACAGCACAUCCUAAUCUCAUCCUGUCUGAUGAUGGGAAACAAGUUUAUCUUGGUGAUGUGAGGAAGAAUCUACCAGACAACCCAGAGAGAUUCUCUCUUUGUGCUUGUGUUUUAGGAAAGCAGAGUUUCUCUUCAGGCAGAUUUUACUUUGAGGUUCAGGUUAAAGGAAAGACUGAGUGGGAUUUUGGAGUGGUCAGAGAGUCCAUCAACAGUCCUGAACUUAAUAAAGGAGGUAAAAACUCUGCACCUCUGAUCAUCUCUCCUAUUGGGUCCAGUUAACACUGUCAGCUCACACUUUACGGUCCGAUCGUCUGGCACGACCUGAGAGCUCACACUGCAUUAAAUUGGGAUGGAAAAUUCACAAUUGUCUAAAGAUAUGUGUGUGUUUCAGUUCUCUCAUGCACAGCUCAAAUACACACACCGGCAAAAACACUCUCUCUCUCUCUCUCACACACACUCAGCAUCACCGAUAAACACAAGCUAACUAGCAGCGAAAUCAGAACAAAUAUUCCCUGGAGGUCUAUUUCCUGCCAGCGUUUCUUUCAUGAUCAGAAGGGGAAGACCCAGUAAGCAGGCAUGAUUGCUGUUGCCAUGGUGAUUUUGGACACAGUCUUUCACUUUUUCUUCAGACACAAUCAGGAAAAAAAAAGUCCUAAAGUCAGGGAAUCUGCUCGUGGCUCUGCUCUAAUUGUGCGAGUGUGUGCAGUCAUACGAGCAACAUAUUAAACAUGUCAUAAAAUCAGCCGACCGUGCCGUGACCAGCCGUCAUGCGUCAGAGUACACUGCACGACUAACACGCAUGAUCGGCAUGACUUCAUAAUCAGCCGAACGAUUCAAUGAUCAUGUUUAAAUCGGCCUGUACACCCGGCUUCAUUCAAACUAUGUAGAAUAAUCAUUUGAGUUUUGUGUGGGCUUGCAGCAUUAAUCAAAGGUUCAUAAUCAUUGGAUCUGCUCGCUGUGUUUAGUCUUUUUUUUCUGACUCUGAUUGAUUGGCACAUUGCAUUUGGUUAAAUAUAAUGUCAUAUUUGAAAGUCUGUAAAAUAAAAUGUUGGACAUUUCUUCCACUGUCAGGUGUUCCCUUACAUUGUGAUGACAUGACAACAUGUUGAAUACAACCAUUAUAGUUAUAAAUGUUUUUACUGGAGUGGGUCAUACGAGUGUUCAGGUUAUAUAUAUAUAUUCAGUACUUUUUUAAUUUAGUAUAAAGAUAAUUCAAUAAAGAGUUUUUGAAUCAUUGCACUUGUUAAAAUAAGAGGUUUGGGAUUUGGUGUGAUGAUACAAAAUGUUGUUUUUCUUGAGUUGUUUGUAACAUGUUUAUUGGAAGAAAUAAAAGGGGAUUGAACAAAUA
Molecule: messenger RNA, 2179 nt
Organism: Labrus mixtus (cuckoo wrasse)
Lineage: Eukaryota; Metazoa; Chordata; Actinopteri; Labriformes; Labridae
Product: zinc finger protein RFP-like
Exons: 1
Molecular function (GO): zinc ion binding
Source: RefSeq, a predicted model, not a curated record